AUGUCUCCGUGGAAGACUUGGGCUGCAUGGCCGCAGGGCAGCACCGAUGAGCUUCAACGCUUGGUCGGGAUGGCACAAGCGGAAUUGCGAAAAAGAGGUAGCGACUCAGAGCUGGGAACUGAGCUGGGUGCCGGGCCUGAGGCAAGCGACACCAUCGGCCACCAAGAAGGCAUGGCCUCCAACGGAACCGAGGACGCCUUGACCGGACGCCUCGACCGCUCAGCCAGCUACGCUGGUUCCGACGCAGCAGGCUGUGGAUAUUCCAAGUACUAUGGCAAUAGCCCGAAGGAGCUGUGUUUUUGCAAGCUUGCUGGGAACUCCGGAUGUGCGAGCAAGAAGUGCACCUGCCCGCAGGGCUGUGGUCGCAAUGUGGUCUGGGAAUCCAGCGAGAGCGUCACGUUCAAGAACCGGGCACGCGCUAAUGGAUGUCACCCCUCUACUGUGCUGCUGACUGCUCCGAAGGCCUACUACGGAACGCCGGCGGAUCUGAAGAAAUGUGGCAACGCCGUGUCAGUGAUUGAGAUGCUUCUGAGAGAUAGCUGGAACAUGUACCAGUCUCGUGUGAGUCGUGGCUCCAUGAACCAGUGUUUCCACGGCUCACACACAGCUAGCGUCAAGUAUUUGCAUUUGCAGUCCUUCUGCUCUUACGCAUCCUUUCACGCAAUGCCCAACAACAACCAUGCUGUCGGCGUUUGUGUGAAGAUGCGGAACAUCAACGAAGCCAGCAGCUUGGCCAGGCUCCCGCGAGAUACCUUUGAUCAUGCUCGCUUGGCCCUCAUGUCCGUGGAUCGUGGAGAUGAAGGUCACAAAGACUUGUCCGAAUGCGAGAUUUGCCGCCAGCUCAGCAAGUCCAACCCACGCCUUCUGCUUCCAGCCCCCAGCCGAGGUGACCCCGCGGAUUUGCUCAAUGUCCAGGUGGAGGAGUACAACAUUUGGACACCUCCGCUUUGGACUCCGCUUUCUUCGCCUCGAUCACCGCGGCGAGGCACACACUGGAGCGCUUCGUCGCAAAGGACCGCUCGGCUGAAGGAUGGCAAUGCACUCUCCGUGAUCGCCGCACAGGAUGCCCUGAUUGAAGGUCUCCUUGCUCGUUGUCAACGCUUGGAGGUUUUAGCAGCUCGCCAGAGACGAGAGCUUGCCAGAGCUGUCCGACCACGCAGUGCAACGGCCUUGCGCUCCUUCAAGCCAAAGGAGACCAAAACUGAAAGGGCAGCUGCUGGCAUUGCCCAGAAGGUGCUUUGCAAGGAGUAUCAGCAUCCCUUGCGGUCUCCACCAACCACCUGGCCCAGAACACGGGCCAGAUCUCGACCUGAGACCUGUCGAAGAGGUAGCACUGGAAGCAUCCGCGCCGCCUGA
Molecule: messenger RNA, 1356 nt
Organism: Durusdinium trenchii
Lineage: Eukaryota; Dinophyceae; Suessiales; Symbiodiniaceae
Source: the annotation of a GenBank genome assembly